AGGUACCGGAUUGUCUGGCUCGACAGCGGGCAUCGGGUCACCAGGUAUGACAGCGGGCACUGGGCACCAGGCAUCAGGUCAUUUGGCUUGCCAGCGGGCACCGCGUCAUCUGGCAAGGCAGUGGGCACCGGGUCACCAGGCAUUGGAUCGUCUGGCUCGACAGCGGGCAUCGGGUCACCAGGUAUGACAGCGGGCACUGGGUCACCAGGCAUCAGGUCAUUUGGCUUGCCAGCGGGCACCGCGUCAUCUGGCAAGGCAGUGGGCACCGGGUCACCAGGCAUUGGAUCGUCUGGCUCGACAGCGGGCAUCGGGUCACCAGGCAUCAGGUCAUUUGGCUCGCCAGCGGGCACCGCGUCAUCUGGCAAGGCAGUGGGCACCGAGUCACCAGGUACGACAGCGGGCUCUGAGUCAAUUGGCACGACAGCGGGCACCGGAUCAGGUACCGGAUCAUCUGGAUCAACAGCGGGCAUCGAGUCAACUGGC
This is a messenger RNA of Staurois parvus, 483 nucleotides long. NCBI's taxonomy places the organism in Eukaryota, Metazoa, Chordata, Amphibia, Anura, Ranidae. The record is from the annotation of a GenBank genome assembly.